GUCAGUUGCUUUGCCACCCUUUUCAGCCCAGUAUGGCGAUGUAUUUUUCAUGUUUAGCUUUGAUUGUGCUUGUGAUUAACAAUGCGACAUCAGAAAAACUCAGCUGUAGCACUGAGAGGCAAUUCGUCAAGGAUCUUGAAAAAGAUGGUUACGCUGAGUGUCCAGAUUCGAAGCUCUACCUUGAAGGGCUAGCAGUAACAGCAGCAGGAGAGAACUUGAAGGACUUAACUGCGGGGCAAUGCUGUCAACCACCACCUCCUCAUCCUAAUUGGCCAUACACCUGUCACUCCUCCGACUGGGACCUCAGCUUUAGCAAAGAGGGUUGGGCCACAUGCCCGUCGGGGUUCUUUCUUCGCGGGUUUCAUCGAGGAUCUGGUAGCGACCUUAAGAGUAUUAAGUGGGGAACCUGCUGCAAACCUGCUGUGCAUCCAUACUGGUACCCAGACUGCUAUGACGAGGACGUAGGUCAAGGCAACCUGAGGCAGUGCACUCGGGACAAGUUCCUCUUGGUGGGAUUUUACAGAGGGGCAGGGGAACAGCUUUCGAGCAUCACAAAGUUCCGGUGCUGCAAAAUGCUUGAGGAAGAGAGAACUCUGACGUCACUAGAACAAGCAAAGUCCCGUAUCAUGGACGUCACCUUGAAGAAUCUAGGGUCGUUGGCGCAUGCGCUGGGAUACGGUUGGACUGGUGGCUGCAGAAGCAGGUGGCCUGGAAUUGAUUUUAAAAGAGAUGGGGAUACAUGGAUAUCUAACUAUCAAGAACCUUGCGAGGGAUUCAAGUCAAACGACCGUCUUAAGAUCAUUUACGAAAAUUUCUCUUUUAAAGUCAAGAAUAUGGACUACGGCAAGCCUGUUGUGGACUCCAUGAAGCCAAUUCUUCAAGAUGUUGGGGAGAUAAAGAACAAAGAUUCUUUGCCUUCUAAAACUACAAUCACUCGUGAGAUCAAAACCGUGCGAACCGUGAUCCAUUCGUCAACAAGCAGAUGGAAGUCUGGGCUUGGUGCUGCCAUCUCACUAAAGUAUACCUCUGGAGUAGCUGCUGGAGUUGUGGCGGGUACCUUCAGUGCGUCAAUUACCUUGUCAGGUGAACGAGAGAGCGGUGAGGUGAAUAAAGACGAGAAUGGACAAAUAACCUGGGAUAUCAUGAGAGUAAAGGAGCCACAAACAGUCAAAGGGCUCAGUGGGACAAAAUAUAACAUAAACGUGGCCAGGAAGAACGUGACUGUACCCUAUACUGCUACAAUACAGGUCCAGUUUAGCGCUAAACUGGUAGGAUUCCUCCGUUGGGGUGGUGGCAAAGGAGGCGACAGUCCAAAUUUCCAUGAAAAAUAUCAAGGUUCGGAAGACCGACCCGAUUUCUCCUACGCUAUAGGAAGUUCCAGUGAGCCUUUUUAUAAGGUUUUGAAGAGGGAGAGCCAGAGAGAUGAUAAGCCUUGGUUGUGGAACGAUAUGAAGCAGCAGUAUGGUGAGUGGCUUCCAGGAGUCAUCGAAGCCCUCACUGACGAAACCCUUUACGAGUUCAAGUUAGAGGGAAAAUUCUAUGACGUGUCUGGGCUGAGUUGGGAUGUAAAAUGGUCCGACGUACCGAUUAGCUAAGAACUUUCGUUAAAACGACACCAUGGGAUAAGGGUUUUUUUGUUUUAAUUUAUGAUAAACAUGUGCACUUGUUUAGAAAAGUAUUUUUCAAGAAAUGACUGAAAACGAAUAAAGUCAAAAAACGAUUACGCCUUAAGGAUUAGCUCACGUACCUUAUUUGU
This is a messenger RNA of Stylophora pistillata, 1756 nucleotides long. RefSeq lists its product as uncharacterized. The record is from RefSeq and is a predicted model, not a curated record. Lineage: Eukaryota; Metazoa; Cnidaria; Anthozoa; Scleractinia; Pocilloporidae.